This is a messenger RNA of Belonocnema kinseyi, 576 nucleotides long. RefSeq lists its product as uncharacterized. The transcript is spliced from 5 exons. Bases 1 to 441 code for a protein of 146 amino acids. The record is from RefSeq and is a predicted model, not a curated record. Lineage: Eukaryota; Metazoa; Arthropoda; Insecta; Hymenoptera; Cynipidae.
AUGUUAAGUGUGUUCCUUGUGAGAAAAAAGAGUGCUACGAUUCGAGAACUCCUCGACACAUACAACAUCUCAGAGGAGAGCAUCGAAGAAUUCGAAAAAGUAACGCCGGACAUCCUUCCUUACAUUCAUGAUGAACACGUUAAAAAAUUACUGAAGAAUGCGGGAGACGAAAUUCGUGUUGAAUUAGUGAAGAAAUCGUUUGCAGCAUUGACGCCUAGAACGAAUGCUGAUAGCGCUCCGGAACCUCACAGUCCGCUGAGAAACCUGCAACAUCGCAGGACACGAAAAGCCGGAGAAGAUUGCUGUGUGACGACAACGUACAGCAGCCGACGAAGAAGCCGAAGGGCCACGAUGCCGAAGACGACAAUGAAUAGGACGAGUGUAUCAUCGUGGAAAAAACAAAGAAAGGUAGUCAGUUACAAAGGGACGGAUUAUAGUUAAGUACCAGACAGUGCGAAGACAUCUUAUCAACGCGGGAACCAUCUCUAAGCACACAAAAAAAUCCGAAGAAUUCUUUGACGAAGAAGACGAUACUGGUGCCUGUAUUUACUUUUGAUGGCGCGAUUCCGUUUUUUU